AUGCCGGAUGCGAUGCUGGAUGCGUAUUUUGCGCGGCUGCAUGGGAAGCCGUUUUUUAUUCUGGAUGAGGCGUCAACCCGCCAGCGCCACCAGAAUGGCCAGUUGCCGGUGUAUUUGUCCAUGGCUAUUUAUGCUUUGACCCUACGGUAUACGACGGUGAAUCCCCCGCCGGGGAGUUUGGAGUACGCCCGCCAGGCCCGGCGGAUGAUCGAUAUCGACCAGCCCUCGAUCGAGAAUCUCCAGACGCUGCUGCUGCUGUCGCAGACAUUCUAUGCGUACGGCUGUGGGAAAAAGGCCUACAUGACUCUAGGAAACGCGGUAUCGAUGGUGCUCGCUCUGGAUCUGUAUCGCGAACUGCCACCCUCCCAUCCAGCGCUCCCGCAGGAACGCGAGAUGCGCCGUCGCCUCUUUUGGUCUGUCUACGUGAUGGAUAGGUUUCUGGCCUGCGGGUCGAAGCGUCCGUGUCUUAUCGCCGACCACUCCAUCGUUGUACGCCUGCCGGCGUCUCACUCUUCCGGUGCUGACCCUGGGGAUUUGUUUAACCCGGUCGGCCCCAAUAUCCCGUACUCGUCGGACCGCCGCAAAACCGCGGGGUCUUGUUCCGCGCUUCUCGUUGAUAUAUCGCGGAUCCUCGGCGUCACGCACCGCUAUCUCGCCGCGGGAGGCGUCAAAGGCGACUCGCACUUCCCAUGGCACGCCCUCUCCAACCUCUCCAAGAUCCGACAGGAACUUGAUCUUUGGGCUGCCGGUACGCAUGACCUCUUUGCGUCCAUAGAGGCCCUCUUCGGCCAUCCAGAAAGCACCCUCCUCCUCCUCUCAAAGCUCAUCUACCACCUCGUCCACUGCCUCCUCUACCGCCCAUUCCUCCCAAUAGACCUCGCCGAGCUCCGCGGCUCAGGCCAGCACCAGAGCUGGCAAAUCGAAGCUACAACCUUGUGCUUCUCGCACGCCAAUGCCAUCGCCGAGCUCGUCGAGCUAGCUCGGCAUGCACCGCGCAUUGAGUGGCCAGACCUCGUGGCCUACUGUCUUACCGUCGCAGGCACAGUACACAUCCACGGUGUGCAUUACCACGGCCGCCGCGACGGGGAGGUCUUUGCAUCCAGUCCGGACUUUUUGACGAGAGAAAUGCACCAGCUUGCGUGGCUGCGGCAGUCGUGGACGGGUGUACAACAUCAUCGUGAUCUCCUCACUACACUAUCCGCCUGCCAUGCGGAUCUUGUUCGAACCCUUGCAGCACGACCAGUGAGGUUCGCGCCGGUCUUCCAUCUGGAGGACUUUCUCGAUCGGUAUCCCGGUAUUGUUGUCGAUGGGAGCCAUGUCCGGCUUGUUGAUGAUGAGCAAAUCGACCUCGACCCCCAACUCCUCUACGCGCCGACGCUCCCCUCUCAACCAAACGACAUCACGCACAACUCUCACGCACGCCACCCAUCUACCUCCCCAACUUCGCUCUCCUUCUCUCCAUCUUCAACAUGGCCCGAUAUCCCCACGGACCCCGAACUACUCAACCAGCCCGCAGGGGCAGGGCCGCCAAACCUCUUCUCCCCAUCCCUCUCCACAGCAACACACAUCCACCUCAGCCAAACACAGUCCCAACCCCAACCCCAAACACAGUCUCAAAUCCAAUACGCAACAUUCCCCUUCGAAUCAACCCCCGUCCCCGUCGAGUCGCCAGACUCGCAGCCCUCGUCCGGUGCUGGCGCCGGACAAAAUACAGGAGCGGCGGCGGCGGCUGCGAAUGAAGAAAAAGAUCCGUUUCUGAGUCUGCUUGAGCAGAUUGCCGAGAACGAGCAUAGCCAGGGCGGGCCGAGUGAGUUGGAUUUCUUUUUGGAGGGGCUGGAUGAGAAGGCUUGA
This is a messenger RNA of Aspergillus puulaauensis, 1851 nucleotides long. RefSeq names its product transcription factor domain-containing protein. Gene Ontology annotation, cellular component: nucleus. The transcript is spliced from 4 exons. The coding region runs from base 1 to 1851 and encodes 616 amino acids. The record is from RefSeq and is a predicted model, not a curated record. Gene Ontology annotation, molecular function: DNA binding; zinc ion binding. NCBI's taxonomy places the organism in Eukaryota, Fungi, Ascomycota, Eurotiomycetes, Eurotiales, Aspergillaceae. Gene Ontology annotation, biological process: DNA-templated transcription.